CAACCCGAGGCAUGAGACGUUGACUUUACCCAACACUUCUGACGCAGUCAAACUUCAGAGCUGAGGACGACACUUUUUGUCGUUCCAAAUGUUCGUUUGUUGAUCUGCUGCACACCCCUCUGGUUAGAUGGCAGGAACCAGGGUUACGAAUAUGCAGACUGCGGCGAAACAGCCCCCCCUGGUCCUUCCCCCCUCUCACGGAGCCGUGGCCAUGCGGAUUAAAGCCACCAACAGCAGUGGGGAGAGACUCAGCCAGACCAAGUCCAUGGUCAUCCCAGAACCAGAAACGCCAGGGAAACCAAUAAAUCGCCAUAGAAGGAACCAAUCACAACACAGUAUUGGUGGUGCUGGCGGGGGGGAGCUGUCUGUGCCCCUGCAGAGUACCUACUUGAACAAAGCCAAAAUUUCGGAGGGGGGCAAAAAGCUGAGGAAGAACUGGACUUCUACAUGGGUCGUGCUUAGCUCUGAUCACCUGUUGUUUUACAAAGACAACAAACAGGAAGCCUUGGUUAACCUGAAACCUGGAAACAGAGCCGAGGAGGUGGACCUCAAUGGGGCCAUAGUGGACUGGACCAAAGAGAAGUCCAGCCGCAGACAUGUGCUUCAGAUCACCACCAGUGUUGGGGAUGAGUACCUCCUCCAGUCUGAUGAUUACCCAACGAUAAGCAAAUGGCACUGUGCAAUCACAAAGAUCGCAGACAGACCAUGCAGCGGAGCGGGAAGGCAGUUGGCCAGGCCAGGCCUGCAGAGGUCCAGCAGCCAAGAGCACCUACCCAGGAGAGUGGCCGAGGCUCCCCCAGCCAAGGAGCCCAACAGGCGGUCCCUCAUGUUUCCUUCCAGCAGGUUGAAGCACAGCGCCUCAGACAGCAACGACAAGAUCGGCGUGAAGAACCGUCUGAAGAAGUUCAUCUCCCGCCGUCCCUCCAUGAAGACGCUGCAGGAGAAGGGCCUCAUUAAAGAUCGAGUCUUUGGUUGCCACCUGCUGACCCUUUGCAGUCGUGAGGGAACUACGGUGCCAAAGUUCAUCCGCCUUUGCAUACAAGAAGUGGAAAGACGAGGUCUACAAAGCGAUGGAGUAUACAGAGUGAGUGGGAACCUGGCGACAAUCCAGAAGCUGAGGUUUAUGGUUGACCAAGAAGAGGCGCUGAAUUUGGGCGACAGCCAAUUUGAGGACAUCCAUGUCAUCACAGGAGCACUCAAGAUGUUUUUCCGGGAGCUGCCGGAGCCCUUGUUCCCUUUCCGCUUCUUCGACCAGUUUGUAGAGUCCAUAAAAACAAAGGAUCCCAAACAGAGGGUGCAGGUCGUGAAGAAGCUCGUCAACCAGCUCCCCAAACCCAACCAACACACGAUGAAGCUCUUGUUCUGCCACCUUCAAAAAAUCCUCAGUCAUUCCAGGAAGAACCUCAUGUCGACGCAAGGCCUCAGCAUUGUGUUCGGGCCAACCCUCAUGUGGCCAGAGCAUGACUCAGGAAACAUGGCAGUCAACAUGGUGUACCAGAAUCAGAUCAUGGAGCACAUCCUGAUUGAGAGCCGUGAAAUCUUUGGAACAGAUGAGGUUUGAGAGACGGCGUACAAGCGACUGCUAGGAGAAGAGGAGGAGAGGAUAGGAUUCUUUUUUCUUCUUCUUCUUCUUUGUAAAACCAGUACAUGCUGGAAUAUUGCUAGGACCACAAGCCACAGCCGUUCUUGGUAACCUGAUGACCAAGUAAACCAAAGCGUGCCUUUUUUUACAGAAGGUAUUCCUCUGUGGGAGCAGUUAAAGUAUGCAUUGUAUAUAUGUGUGUAUAUAUGAGCAAGGGAGAUACAUACUAUUCUUUCAAAUAUUUCUGACCAUUUCAUUUUGUAAUUUCUUUUAUGCACAAACUAAUAUUAGAUGUAUAGUGUCAAUUGUGUCUGAUUGAAAAAUAACUCAGUAUCAGCUGCAGGUCAGUAAUUAGAAAAGAAAAAGUAAGUAUUCAGGAAAAAUAUACAGACCACAUUGUGUGUUACAGAGAUUGUUAUGUGCACAAUAAACUAGUAAUUAAUAAUUAAACACUCAGAGAGUACUCUGGGACCAAAUAUGUAGAUGUGAUAUCAACUAAGUGUUGAAUUAAUGCUGCAUUGUGGGGACAGGGGUUUCAUGCAUGUAUUUCCAGGUUACAUAAUCAGGAAUACGAUAAAUCACAAGUAUGGUAUGUGCUGAAAUGGGUUUUUUUUACGCAAAUAGGUCAUCAAGAAUGAAAAAUAUAAUAUUUGAUCUUGGGGGAUUUAGAGAAUACUUUUGUUACAGUUUCACAUAAUUUAAUUGUUUACUUGUAUUUUCUUAAUGUGAAUUUACUGCAAUAAAGAAAACAGUAAUUGCUACACCAGA
This is a messenger RNA of Engraulis encrasicolus (European anchovy), 2350 nucleotides long. It is a transcript of the gene arhgap15, whose product is annotated as Rho GTPase activating protein 15. Lineage: Eukaryota; Metazoa; Chordata; Actinopteri; Clupeiformes; Engraulidae. Gene Ontology annotation, cellular component: cytoplasm. Gene Ontology annotation, biological process: signal transduction; regulation of GTPase activity. The transcript is spliced from 14 exons. The record is from RefSeq and is a predicted model, not a curated record. Bases 128 to 1561 code for a protein of 477 amino acids.